Messenger RNA from Tribolium castaneum (red flour beetle), 5867 nucleotides. RefSeq lists its product as uncharacterized. The transcript has 5 exons. NCBI's taxonomy places the organism in Eukaryota, Metazoa, Arthropoda, Insecta, Coleoptera, Tenebrionidae. The record is from RefSeq and is a predicted model, not a curated record. Bases 180 to 5744 code for a protein of 1854 amino acids.
UAGUCGGAACGUAUCUCUCAGUUGCAGGCCAGACCAAGACUGAAGAGCACAUUUCAGAACCGUUUCACGCGUGUGCACAAAAUUAUCGAAAAAAAUAGCAGCUUUUUUCAUCAAAACACCUUGGUGAUUUCAAAAGAUGAUGGGAAAUUCGAAUCGUCCAAGCGGUGUUGCAUCGAGUGAUGGAACGACAUAAGAAGGACAAAAGGCAAAGGAAGAAAGUUCCACGGGUACCAAUCAAGACUUAUAAGUGGGAAGACAUCAGAAGAGCGCGCUUGAGAGGUGGUUACCCUUGGACCUAUUUAUACAAAGAACCUUUUAACGAAAAUAUCGAUCCAAGAAUUUUCACAAUGGAAGCAAUGUCGAAAAGUAAAAGUUCGUCGCCUUUACCAAAAUCGACUGAAACUUUAGACAUUAAAGAAAUAACAGAAGACACGAAUAAUUUAAUACCGGAACCUUCGGGUUAUAUUGUCAUAACAGAAGUACCAAGUGAUUCAGAAAGUCAUUCCAAAAACGUAAACGAAGGUUCCGUCACCAUUGAAGACGUCGGAGAACCUGAAACCACAAAUUUAGAAUCCGCUGAAAGUUCAGAUAAUAUUAGUCAGUAUUUAGAUAAGGAAGAAGUCGUUGAACCCGUGCCAACUUCAACCAAAAUCGAAGAAAACGGACGCCAGGAGAGAGCCAAAUCUGAAGAACCAAAACGAAAGCGAAAACUAUCAAUAGACAGCAGCUACAGUCGAAAAAGUUUAUCCAAACUAGCAAUCAUGAAAAAGCUUAAAGAAGCCAAAGACAAAAUUAAAGUUCCUAAACUAAAUUUGCCAAAAUCACUGAAACACCCGCCUGAAAAAAGUACAAAUAAGCCUGAAGCUAAACCUAAAGAGGCGUUAAAACCUGACCCAAACCUGAAACCUGUUUACAUCCAUAUUCCCCUGAAACCACCAGAGGGAGAAACGGACGAGUUCUCCUACCUGGAAUUUGGUGAAAAGAAACCAGAACCAGAACCAAAAAUCGAGGAGAAACCACCAGAAGAAGAAAUACCAAAAAUCGAAAUCGAGGCUAGUUUUAAUGAGGAGAGACGGUUUAGUGGAGAUCCGGACGAUAUUGUGGCUUUUGAAAUCCUGAAAACUGAAACUAUAGACUUGGACCAUGCAAGCAAAAAUGGACUUUCAGGAGGAAGCGAUUAUCUAAUUAUUCAACAAGACGAUGAUGCCAAGAGUGAAAAUAUGAUCAUCAUAAUGCCUGGCACUGAAGACGAAACUAAAAGUCUCAAAACACCUUCCAGACAAGGGAGCAGAAAAAUUCGAGCCAAGUCGGCAGAACCUGAACGCAAGAGACGACCAUCUGUUGAUAGUAGUAGCAGUUUAUCAAAACUGAGUCUCAUGCAAAAAUUAAAAGAAUUCAAACUUCCAAAAUUAUCACUAUCACGGUCUGGCUCCAAAAAAGAACAAGAGAAAAAACCUGAAGUUAAAGAAACGAAACCAGAAGUGAAAAAAAUCGAACCGAAAGGUACUGAACCUAAGUACAUUCACAUACCGUUAAAACCACCCCCAGGACAAACCGACGAAUUUUCCUAUCUUGAAAAUGAAGAAAAGAAAGAAACUCAAAAGGAGGAUCCCUCAAAAGUUGAGGAAAGUUCAGUCGAAAUAAGUCCAACAAGUCCGAAAAAUGAAGGUGUCCAAUUUAUUUUCCUGACACCACCUUCAGAUGACGAAGUCUUGAAAGAACCCGAAGUCCCUGAAACACCCUCGUCUGAAACCAGCGAUGAGUCAAAACUCACCGAACUGAAAAAACUCGCCAAAGAUGCAGUUGAAAAAGUUUCACCCGAAUCACAGAAAAAAAUCCUGCAACCGGUUGAGGAAGAAACCGAUGCUAAAUCACUCGAAGAGGAAAAAAUGGUGGUGGAUGAAGAGGACGGUUUAAAACUAACCGAAUCAGCAAUGGCAUUACAAGAACAAAACAUCAAGGCCAAAGAAGUUGCCGAACUGAAAUCGAGUCUGAAAACCCCAGAGUCUCCAGUUUUGAAAAAGAAAGUUUCGUUUAAGAGACGCUCAAGAGAUGACUCUAAAGAUACGGAUUAUGAGGAAGUUCAAGCGCCUGAAGAAAAGGACCAAGAUGAUAAGAAGAAAUUGGAUGUGUUGGGGAACAGUCAGUCAAUGUCGGUUGAUGAGGAGAAGAGUUAUCUCGAUGAACAGAAAAUUAUUAAAAGUACUUCGCUCGAGGAGGAUUACAACAGAUGGUCAAAAUUAAGUGAUCACGAGUACGAACCAGUGAAUCCACCCCCCGACAUCCCAUCGGCAGCACCUCCCACCGUUCACGUAAUCGACUCAGAGCAGAACCUUCAGCCAAAACCAAUAAGUCUGGCCAGUAGCACAACAUCACUAGACCGCCGAAUGUUAGGUUCCGAACCCUUGCAAACAGCACCCGAUUACACAGUUGAAGAAAUCCAAACCGAAAUUGAAACCAAAUACUUUACCAAAACACCACCGAAACAAGAAACCACCACCACAGUACACACAGUCACAGUCACCCAAAAACCAAAAUCUGAAGGUCCCAGUAAACUACAACAAGCCCUCAAAACACAAACAGAUAAAUUCAAGACAAAACUACACGAGAUCAAGCUGCCUCCAAAACCACACUUGAAAAAACCAAAUUUCAAAUUCGAGAAACCUAAGUUCAAUUUACCGAAAAUUCCCGAUUCGGCGAAAGUCAAUCUACCUUCGUUUAGUUUGCCACGCAGAAAACGGUCUCUGAAACAACGACAAUACUCGACGGAAUCAAAUGCGGGCGAUUCCAAGACAAAUUAUUUCGAUUUUCGGACGUAUCCAAGACUAUUUAAGAAAAAACCUAAAGACGAUAAUUUCGAUUCGUUUGCGAAAAAUGAACGGGAAGUUUGUGAAUUUGCAACAGUUCCACGGACGAAACGAAAGCAAGAAAGUGAUGAUCGUUGGGGUGGCAGAGACUCCAUCCGAAUUCCUCUCCAUUCGGAAGAUUCGAUGGAAGAAGAAAGGGAAGACACGGCGUCUCAUAUCAGAUACGACCAAGAUAUCGAUAUUGACGAUGCCUACGAGAAGGAAAACCAGGAAAUACACUCCGCUUCGCCCUUUAGUCACAAUUACAACAGCCGAUGGGACCAUGGGAGCUUCCAUCCCGAACCCAACCAACAAGUCACUGAUUUAGACUCACCCAUUGAUAAGCCACAACCACAUGAGAGUUUUGACACCAACACGAGUAAAGACAUUCACUCGUCGGAAAGUUCCCUAGGGAUACAUCGACGAGGUGUUUUGGAAGAAAUUGAUUCAGAUGAGUUUUUCCUCCGACAGAAGGGAAUCUCACAGGAUAAUAUCGAAGUCGGGAUGUAUUUAAGCUCCGAAAUCCGGGAAGCUUUCAAAUCCCCUAAUAAUGCUCUAAAUGACUUGCAAACUGAACCUUACUCGUAUGAAACUCGCGCUUCGAAUACUUCACUCCCCGAGACUACGAAACGAAAAGUUGUGAAGAAACCUAAACGGAAGAAAACACCUCACGUGUCACAGGAACAAUUAUCCUUCGACCAGGACUCGGAACUUGAACUUGAAGCACCCCCUUCAAGACCAAAACGAAGAAGCAAAAGGAACAAGAAAAAGGAAGAAAUUGUACCGUAUCAAGAAACCAUAGCUGUUGAAGACGAAAAUCGAGUCAUGAUGUACGAGAAUGAGCAAAUGGAAGGAAAAGAACAACCGGAAAUCAAAAUCAGCGACCCUUACACCGGAUAUGAAAGUGAAGACGAAGAAUUUAAAGAAGAAGAAAAACAACCAAUGGCUCCGCCACGAAAACACCGCAGUUUAAAAAGUCUAAAUUACUCGGAACACGAAUCAAUCCUUGGGGAUUUUGACCAGGACCAGGACCAGGAUACUGAAGUUUACAAAACCGAACACGAGUACAUAAUCCCAGUCCCGGAGGAACCCCCCAUUCGCCCCUCACGAACCCUCUCCCGUUCCAGCUCCAAGUCAAUUCAAGACGAACCCCCUUCCCGACCUGCAAGAUCUCGCUCCAGAACCCGAUCACGAGCCGAAUCCUUGACUGAAGAACAACCGUGUGUUGAAGAAACAUGUGUCCAGGAUUUCCGAGACCAUAUGGGUUACGCAAUCGUUGAUAAGAACAUAAGAAGGGAACCACCAUUACCACCACCAAAAACUCCCCCACGUCGGAAACGUUCGAUUCAAUCCGAACAGAAAUUUUUCACUGUGCCUAGACCAGUCUCGGAGGAACCACCAGUACGACCCUUGAGGAAUUAUAGUACUUUGGGGCCCAGUAGACCACCGAGACGGAAACACCCUGUACCGAAUAUGACCGAUGAGGAGAAGGAAAAUAUCGAUAUAACACAGUAUAUUGAAAUUGAUGAGGAACCAAACAGGGAUUUACAAUCAGGGGUUGUGAUCCAGAAAAUGAAAGACCGGCCUUUGCCAGCACCUCCAAGGCCCCCUCGGAAUAAAACCAACAAGCCUUUGCACGACAUCACAAGUCAGGAAAAUAUCGCGGUUGAGGAAAGUGAAGAACAAAAAGAAGUUGUAGAGGAAACGGAAGCUUCGACUCAAACUACUGAGAUACGGUUGAUAACUCCAACAAACUACACAUAUGAAGAAGAAACCAUCACUCAUGGUAGUCUGGUUGUGGAGCCUUUAAACGGGGCUAAAAUCCUACCAGACCAUGAGUUUACCCGGAUUGAUAAACCCAAAGAACGGACGAUUCCGGUUGAGGAAGAAGAUGAAGAAACUUCCGAAAUCCCGGAAGAAUUUUCCAAACUGAAGGAUCCUCCACCGACAGUUACAGAACGCACUGUUAUAGUCCAACCUGAUUCAAACACCGAAGUUGAAGUUUUGAAAGCUCAGAAAUUACAAGUGAGCGAUUUGGAUAUCGAUCGACUAAACGUGAACGAACUAUUAGCCAGCAGAAUUGUAGUAUCAGAGAUCGACAGUGGAAGCAUCCAAACCAAUGAUCUGAGCUCCAAAAGUGGGGCCCUUAAAGUGGGCGAAAUCGAGCUACCUCCAGGUCUCAUCCAGCAACUCCUCGACAAGCUCCAACCACCAGCACCACCACAUGAAGAAUCAGCAUCACCAAGUGAACCACCCGAGCAAAAAAAAACUCCGAUUGAACAAGUAACUGACGUUCCCCCCCAGCGACCCCCUCGCAAAUCAUCACUAGUUCUAGACGACCCCCCUACCCUUUCAGUCGUUGAUUCCCCGACUGAUCACCCCCUUACCGUUUCAGAGCGCCCCCCAGAGCCCCCGGUGAGAAGCGUCUCGAUUGAGGAAACGCCGCCUCCGCGUCCCCCUGACCCCAUCUACAUGCCCCCUUCUUCACAGCCCCCUGCGAGUUUCUACGCUUUGCGAGCGCAACAAUUCGUGGAUGAGGACAUUCCUAUGGCGCCUUAUCGAAGGCGGCGUCAUCGUAAAACCCCCGUUUCUAGGUCGAGUUCGGAGGAGACGCCGCCCCCGGCACGACGACGUGUGCGCUCGCCUGAGCCCCCUUCCAUUCCCCAGCUGACGGGGCAAUUGGUGAGGGCGUGCGGAACGGCAGCUAAUUGCACGAUUAAAAGACUGAUUGCGCAUAUUCGGGAUAAUUUGAUACGGAAUGCGGAUGGGCAACAGGAUUUGCAUGUAAUGAUGGUGAUUUUGUUGGUUUUAAUUGCGGGAUUGAUUUUAUUAGCGGGUGAUGGGAAAACGGUGCAUCAUCAUCACUGGGAGUACUUUAAUCCGCCGAGGGACAUGUAAGGGAUUUUUCAAUGGAUUUGUUAUGUAAAUAAAUUUUUAGUCAAACUAUUAUUCAAUUUUUUAUUGUUAAUACUAUUAUAAUUAAGCGGGUUUUUUCUUAAUAAAUCACCUUACGUAAGUUUA